AGAGACGCAAAGCGCAAGCGAAAGUGACGACAAGUCCUAUGUUUUGGUCUCUAAAUACUUAAAAAUUGAGUAAACUUUUUGAUUAUUUUUUCUUGGUCUCAAAACUGAAAGAAUGGUGAACAACGCAGCAGUCGAAGCGAUAUGUUCAGCGACAUAUCUGUCCAAUUACUUGGACACAAUGGAAACCCUUCCAGAUGAUCUGCAACGCAACAUUUCUGAAAUGCGAGAGCUGCACAUCAGAAGUAAAGCUAUCUUGGAUGAAAUUCAGCAAUUGAGGGGCACUGUCACAACUGAGAGUGGAUCUGCUUCAUCAAAGAAAUCUUGCCUUGCUUUACAAAGAGCUCUCAUUCACUGUCAAGAAAUAGGGGAUGAAAAGAUUGCUUUGGUACAGCUGAUUUCAGAUCUGAUUGAAAACAGGUCCCGACAGCUUGAUCAGGAUAGGGAGCAUUUGGACCCCGGAUCAACCAAAGAGCCAGAAAUUGAAGAGGUUGUUGUUCCAAAGAAAGAAGCUGCCAAGGUGGAACCUGAAAAACCAGAGAAGAACAACGCUACUAAACGUCAACGGAGAACGAAGAAUGAUGGACAAGAGGAAGAAAUUAAGGAAGAGAAAGAAAAGGUGCCAAAGAAAAAGAAGAAGCGGAAAACGGUCAAGAAAGAAACCAACCGAGGUGACUCUCCGCUGGACUUCCAGAUUGACCCGAACGAGCCGACAUAUUGUUCUUGCAAUAACGUCUCCUAUGGGGAGAUGAUUGGCUGUGACAAUGAAAAGUGCGUGAUUGAGUGGUAUCAUUUCGGCUGCGUCGGCCUCCGCACAAAACCCAAGGGAAAAUGGUAUUGCCCUGACUGCAGGGGAGAAAAGUCCAAUAUCAAGCGGCCAGACAAGUAGGAAGACCUUCAAAAUCCCCCCCCCCCGCCCCCCCACUCCAAUUGUAAUGAGGCCAUUUAUGCUGUAAAGAUAUGUAAAUUUAUAUAAAGACUUAUGUUGUAUAGUACAACUGGAAGUUCUGGUCACAUGAGGUGACCCAUUCGCUGUUUGUUGAAAUUUGUGAAGGAA
This is a messenger RNA of Aplysia californica (California sea hare), 1054 nucleotides long. RefSeq names its product inhibitor of growth protein 1. Gene Ontology annotation, biological process: positive regulation of DNA-templated transcription. The record is from RefSeq and is a predicted model, not a curated record. The transcript is spliced from 4 exons. Gene Ontology annotation, cellular component: nucleus. NCBI's taxonomy places the organism in Eukaryota, Metazoa, Mollusca, Gastropoda, Aplysiida, Aplysiidae. The coding region runs from base 113 to 886 and encodes 257 amino acids.